GAUAGAUUGGUUCUCUCCUUCACGCACGAUUAAUUAUAAUUCCCUUCUACAUUUGCCAUUUUAUUCAGUGCUUUUAAGUUUUAAGAACUAGACGAAAUUUAGAAGAAGAAGACGUCUGUCUAUGAUACGAACGCCAUUUCUAUAAUAUUUUUCAACAGUUUAUAUCAGAACUAUUAAAUCUUUGAUUGUUUAUUUUGAGUGAGUGGAGUGAAUCACGAAGAAUUAUUUGAGAAUACUUAAGGAACUUCAGAAAGAAAAUAUAAGAUGCCGAUUCAGUAACAAACACAGAGCAGGGGCUUCUUGAUACAAAGGCCAAUCAAUAAAAACAAAUUUUGAGAAAACAAAUAUUGUUGCGACGGCAGAAAAGGAACGAAAGGACAUCAUGGAUGAAAAAAAUUGCCAAGAAACCAAAGUUAUAUAUCAUAUAGAUGACGAGACAACCCCGUAUCUGGUUAAAAUCGCUUUGCCGUCGUCUCAGGUCACGUUAAAAGAUUUCAAAAUGGUACUGAAUAAGCAAAGCAGUAACUACAAGUAUUUCUUUAAGUCAAUGGACGCAGAUUUUGGCGUUGUCAAGGAAGAAAUCGCAGACGAUUCUACCACACUUCCGUGCUUCAAUGGGCGGGUUGUAUCGUGGCUUGUUUCUGCUGACGGCUCCAAUCAAUCAGACAACUGCUCUGAGGUGCCAACAAGUGAAAUCGACAGUCGGACUUGCAACAACCCUCGUAAUCAAAAAAUUAUAAAUAGUUGUGGUGGAGGUAUGAUGGCCGGUGUAAAUGUUGGUGUGAGUAGUAUGCAAAAUCCUGGAGGAGGUGGUCUAAUAGGUGUUGGUGGCGUUGUUGGUGGUGUUAACGUAGGAGUGCCUAAUCAAUUAAUGCCUCCACUUACCUAUCAAUCCGCAUCUGUGCUAUCCAGCGAUUUGGAUUCGACAAGUCUUUUUGGCACAGAAAGUGAACUGACCCUGGAUCGUGACAUGACAGAAUGCAGCAGUAUACAGCGAUUGCAAGUACGAAAGAAACCACAAAGACGUAAAAAACGAGCGCCUAGUAUGUCACGAACGUCGAGUUAUAGUUCUAUAACAGAUUCGACAAUGUCAUUGAACAUAAUUACGGUGUCUAUAAAUAUGGAAGCUGUUAAUUUUCUUGGAAUUUCUAUUGUUGGACAAUCGAAUCGUGGAGGAGACGGAGGAAUUUAUGUCGGAAGUAUAAUGAAAGGAGGGGCAGUUGCUUUGGAUGGCCGUAUUGAACCUGGCGAUAUGAUCUUACAGGUUAACGAUGUAAAUUUCGAAAACAUGACAAAUGAUGAAGCUGUGCGAGUUUUGAGAGAAGUUGUUCAAAAGCCCGGCCCAAUCAAACUAGUGGUUGCAAAAUGUUGGGAUCCAAAUCCUAAAGGAUACUUUACUAUCCCUCGUACCGAGCCUGUCCGACCCAUUGAUCCCGGUGCCUGGGUUGCUCAUACACAGGCCCUAGCGUCACAUGAUAGUAUUAUACCCGAUAUAUCAGAGCCAAUAAAAGAGCGGUUAGAUCAAAAUAAUUUGGAGGAUGUUGUCAAAGCAAUGACGAAACCAGACAGUGGUUUAGAAAUUCGUGAUAGAAUGUGGCUAAAAAUAACUAUUCCAAAUGCAUUUAUCGGUGCUGAUGCUGUUAAUUGGGUCUUAGAGAAUGUCGAAGAUGUGCAAGAUAGACGUGAAGCAAGACGAAUAGUUUCAUCAAUGUUGCGAAACAACCUGAUAAAACAUACUGUUAAUAAAUUGACAUUUUCCGAACAAUGCUAUUACGUGUUAAGUGACGGCAAAAAACAAAACUGUCGAUCUACAGUCAGUCUUGGUGAUACUGAAAGUAUCACUAGCGAAAUUGCCCCUCUGCCCAAUCCUCCAAUAUACAUGCCAUACUCAGCCACUUACAAUCCAAGUCAUGGUUAUCAACCAAUUCAAUAUGGGCUUACUGAACGGCAUAUUUCGUCAGGUAUCGGAUCAAGUAGUUCAGAUGUCCUAACGAAUAAAGAUAUCUCUGCUUCACAAAGUGACAUUACAUCAAUAAUUCAUCAAACAAACCAAAUGACCAUAACAAACGGUUCUAACAAAUCAUCAGGAUCUUCCAACCGCGGGAAUACUGAGCAAGAUGUUUCGGUAUUUAAUUACGUGUUGUGAGUUUUGAAAAAGAACAAGUCUACAUUGGAAAACAAGUAUAUAACAAAUAAUACUAAAUUUAUUGAGCAGGAUACCUACACAUAUACAUUUUUGUAUGUUUCUUUAAUGUUUUCUAAUUGAGUUUUUACUCUGAUUCAAUUUAGUUUAGGGGAAAAUUUACAAUAGUAGUAUUUUUGCAAUAAAAGAGAAGAUAAAUGUAA
Molecule: messenger RNA, 2346 nt
Organism: Eupeodes corollae
Lineage: Eukaryota; Metazoa; Arthropoda; Insecta; Diptera; Syrphidae
Gene: dsh
Product: segment polarity protein dishevelled
Exons: 13
Coding region: 383-2146 (587 amino acids)
Biological process (GO): canonical Wnt signaling pathway; intracellular signal transduction
Cellular component (GO): cytosol
Molecular function (GO): frizzled binding
Source: RefSeq, a predicted model, not a curated record